Juglans regia (Persian walnut) is the source of this 1293-nucleotide messenger RNA. Its product is annotated as aluminum-activated malate transporter 2-like. The transcript has 7 exons. Gene Ontology annotation, biological process: malate transport. The record is from RefSeq and is a predicted model, not a curated record. Gene Ontology annotation, cellular component: plant-type vacuole membrane. The coding region runs from base 1 to 1293 and encodes 430 amino acids. Lineage: Eukaryota; Viridiplantae; Streptophyta; Magnoliopsida; Fagales; Juglandaceae.
AUGGGCUCGAAUGAUCAAAAGAAUAGACUCCAAGCUGUUUGUGUUCCUCCCAUUAUAUCCAGUCUUAGAGAAAAGACAAAUAAGCAGGACAUGAGAAAACUGAUUCACAGUUUCAAGGUUGGAAUAGCGCUGGUUUUGGUUUCAUUUCUCUACCUCCUGGAUCCUCUUUUUAGUCAAGUUGGAGAAAAUGCCAUGUGGGCUAUUAUGACUGUUGUGGUCAUCUUUGAGUUCUUUGCAGGUGCUACACUCAGCAAGGGCUUGAACCGUGGAAUUGGAACUAUAUUAGGAGGCGGACUCGGGUGUUUAGCUGCAGCUUUAGCUCAAGAAGUUGGUGGAAUUGGCAACGCCAUUGUCGUUGGCGCUUCUGUUUUUAUCUUUGCUGCAGUUGCAACGUAUGUGAGACAGGUUCCAAACAUUAAGAAAAGAUAUGACUACGGGGCAAUGAUAUUCAUCCUCACCUUCAAUCUAGUAGUGGUAUCUGGGAUACGUGCUGAAAAGGUCAUGAGAUUAGCACGUGAACGUCUCUCCACAAUUGGUAUGGGUUUUGUCACCUGCAUUUUUAUAAGCUUGCUUGUCUUCCCUGUCUGGGCUAGCGAUGAACUUCAUGACUCUAUUGCCUCCAACUUUGAACACCUCGCUCACUCUAUUGAAGGAUGCCUGGAAGAAUACAUUAAUGCUACUACUUUCACCAACGAAAAGGAAAACCAGCCUAGAGCAAAUUUUAAUAGAUGCAAAUCCAUCUUGAAUUCCAAAUCUAAGGAUGAGUCACUGGCAAAUUUCGCAAAAUGGGAACCAUGGCAUGGAAAAUUCGGGCUAUACUAUCCUUGGAUAAAAUAUUUGCAGAUUGGAGAACAUCUGAGAGAGUUGGCAGCAACUAUCCUUUCAUUGAAAGGCUGUCUUCAAUCCCAAAGACAGCCACCAACAGCUCAGAGAGAAAGAAUCAAAGAGCCAUGCGAGGCAGUUGGAUCGAUACUAACAUGGAGUCUAAGAGAGCUUGGAGAGAGUAUUUCAAAAAUGAGAAAAUGCCAUGCAGGAACGUCGAUAGUGCCAAAGUUGAAGUCAACGAGAGUAGAGAUAAGCUCGGUCUCAACUAAUUGCAAGGUAGAUCAUCAAGAUAUCGAUCAUGAAUAUCAGGAUAGUGGACUCGCGAUGGCAACCUUUGUGUUCAUAUUGAUGGAGAUUGUGGAAAAGGUGGAAGAAUUGGCGAAGGAGGUUGACGAACUUGGAAAGCUCGCUGGUUUCCGCACUCAUCAUGAAAUGGCUAAUUCGAUGUGUCCCUCCAGUACUGUAUGA